Emericellopsis atlantica is the source of this 354-nucleotide messenger RNA. RefSeq lists its product as uncharacterized. The transcript has 3 exons. NCBI's taxonomy places the organism in Eukaryota, Fungi, Ascomycota, Sordariomycetes, Hypocreales, Bionectriaceae. The record is from RefSeq and is a predicted model, not a curated record. Bases 1 to 354 code for a protein of 117 amino acids.
AUGAGCGGUGGCGGAGGUUUUUAUAAGUACCGUUGCAAAUACUUUUACUACGAAGAUCCGUGCCCGAACUGGGUCUGGGUCAAGAACGCACCCUGCGCCAAAUGUCUUUCUGAAGGACGGGACGACGAGCCAGCGUCGCCUCCACAAGUCCGGCAGCCCGCUGGGAGUGGUGCCUGGGAUAUCAUCGUACCCGAUAUUCGCGACGGCGUGCUCCAAUACACCUUGAUGGAGAUGGUAGCACCCACAGACAACUCCACGACAUGGACUCUUCGAGAAAAGGUCAAGCCUCCUCCAGACGGCGUGGAAGAGCGACGGGCGCCGCAGGCUGGGCUUCGGACGAACCUGCGAAGUUAA